Messenger RNA from Hibiscus syriacus, 906 nucleotides. RefSeq lists its product as uncharacterized. NCBI's taxonomy places the organism in Eukaryota, Viridiplantae, Streptophyta, Magnoliopsida, Malvales, Malvaceae. The transcript has 2 exons. The record is from RefSeq and is a predicted model, not a curated record. Bases 1 to 906 code for a protein of 301 amino acids.
AUGGAAAUUAUCUUUAGUGUGGCAGUUCCUCGAGCCAACACCAAAUUUUACAACGAUGCAACGGAUUGUGGACUCUCUGUGGACAAAAGCUUUGCAAGGUUCACGAGUUCAGCUGGUCUAAGUUACAUAGCAAGUGGUAUCGGUGUUCCUAUAUUGAUGGAUUCUGUAACAACUUCCAAGACUAGACUUGAAUUUGCAAAGAUCUGUGUGGAAAUUAGUGUUGAUGAUUACAUUCCAAAAUCUAUUGAUGUUAUUCUUAAAGAUAAUGUUACCACCUCAUUUUUCAUUGAAGUUCCUUGGCUGCCUCCUAGAUAUAGGAAUUGCAGAAAAUUUGGCCAUAAUGAAAAGAACUGCCUUGUCAAAAGCUCCUCUAAUCCCAGCUUAGUACAAGUUUGGAAGAAAAGAGCAAAUUCUAACAAUAUCCAAUCCUUAGUAGGAUCAGAUAAGACUCAGGAACUUGCCACUACUAAAAUUCCUAUUGAAGCUACUCAACAGAAUGAAGCUAUAACUGAACCACUUUAUGUAGAUUCUAAUAUAGUAACUUCACAUCCUCCUGAUGGCUGUCCAGGAAAAGAAAUUGUAACUGUUACUAAUCCCACUGAGCCGACCUCUUCAUCUAAAGAGGAUUCUUUUAUUAACCAGAACUCACUCCCUAAAAAAGUUCGAGGACAUCCAGCCAAGGAAAAAGCCUCUUUUGCUGGCUCAAGUAAUAGAUAUGAACUCCUAAACUCUGUUGAUGAAAACUCUACAAACCUUGAAGUGCCUCAAAGGACAAGUAGAAUUGCAUCCAAGGGAGUAGAAGAAUUAGUCAAAGAACUCAAAUUGAAAAAGAAUAUGAAACUGGAAAAAGUUAAAAGUUCAGUAGCUGGGGGUGCAGGUCCCUCUCGAGGCUCUCCUUUACAAUGA